AUGGAUUCCAGUUCAGAAUCGGACAGCAUUAUUAUGCCAAGUAGAAGCCGUGCAAAGAGACGCAAAAGGCAACAGCAGGCACAAGUGGCAGAAAAGAAAAAACAGACUCGAGAGGCUCCAGGAGGUGAAAAGGAUUUACUAAUUGAAUCACAGGGGGAUUCUGAAUAUGGUCAGUUUGUACCAGGAGAUGACAGUCCAGAAAGACCCACUUUAGAGUCAUUUCAGUUCCCAAAACGUGAAAUCAGACCAAGGAUGGAAUCCUUAGAUUUCUCUGAAGUACCUGUGCCCAAGACAAGGGCACCCUCUCCAUGUCUUCCAAGUCAGCUCGUCUUCAGUCAAAGCCAGGAAGAACCAGGUCCAAGCAGGACAACCAGGCAGACUUCUGUACCUCUCACAUCAUCCAAGGGUACCCAGACCCUGAUUACAGGAGAUAUCACAGGAACUGUUUUCACAGAGAGGAGACAGCUGAAGAGACGUGUCAAACAGUUAAAAGAGAGUGUUACUGUGAAGAAAAGAAGAAUUGAUUACUGGAAGGAAUCCAAAUUACAGAAACCAAAAACAACGCCAAAGGCUAAAUUACCUGGAAAGAAGGAAAAGGAAACCAAGGAACAACAGAAAAUAUAUGAAUUGCAACAAAAAUUGAAAGAAAAGCUUAUCCAUGAACAGGCUCUUAAAGAUUCUUGUUCAACUGUUACUAACCUCACUAAACAACUGAAGGAGAAAGAUGAGACUGUAAAAGAGUACAAAAACAAGCAAGAGAUGCUUGAAAGAAAUUUAGAGUAUGUAGAAACUUUGCUGAAAGAUGACCAGAGCUCAAGUUUGUCCUUAUAUGACCAGCAGAAUAAGAGCUACAAAACUGAAGCAGAGUUGUGUGUUUAUGGACUACUCAGUCUCAAUGUAGCUUCAGAGAAAGUCCCAAAGGUCAUAAAGGAAGUGGCAGAAUUAUGUGGCAAAACAUCAAUAGACCGACUACCAAGUGAAGCUACUGUUCGAGAGAUGAACAAAAGGAAACUUUCAAUUUCACAUAUUCAGGCAGCUGAGCAGCUUGCUUCUAGAGACAAUUUAUGCUUGCAAAGUGAUGAAACUCCAGACAGGGGUACCACUGUUGAGGGCUUCCAUGUGAGUGAUGAGUGUGGAAACACAUAUGUUCUUGGAUUGCGGGAAAUGGCCAACAAAUCAUCUGCAUCCACAUUAGAUACACUGAAAGAGAUUCUUUCAGAUAUAUCCUUGGUUGAGGAAACCACUGAGUCUGGCACAGAAGCAGGAAAGAAAAUUCUAUCAAAGAUAACGUCCACAAUGUCGGAUCAAGCUGCCACUCAGAAGUGCUUCAACGACCUUUUAGAAGGAUAUAGAAAAGAAAUAAUGCCAGAAUUAGUGGAAACAUGGGAGGAAAUGUCAAAUGAAGAAAAAUCAAAUUGUUCUAAAAUCAACAACUUUUUUUGCGGACUCCACCUGUUAAUCAACUUUGCAGAAGUCACCAAUCAGGUCUUGAAGAAAUAUGAAACAGCAUGUGAAGAACUGUCAACAGGUGUAAAUAAGACAAAACCAGGAGAAAGUGGUGCUGUAAAGUUCAUCAGGACCUCAUGCAAAGCACUUGCAAGAAGGGGGGAUGCCAAGAGUGGGGCAUACAGCCUAUUCCGGGACUACAUUUUUGACAAGCUUGGUGAAAAUCUUCAUUUAGAACCCUUCCAUGGAAACCGAUUUAAUGUGCUGUUCCAGAAUGCAGGAAACAUAUAUUUCUAUAGAGAUGAAAUCAAGGAUUUCUUGGAAAACACAAUCAAGGACCGAAAUCGUCUUCUUCAGUCAGUUCUGGAUGAUGUCAAGGUGGCAGAGAACAUUGCAGCAGCCAAAGCUCUUGGACUGAUUGAGAAGUUUAUUACUUCUCCUCUCUGGAGGAUCAUCGAGUCCAAAUGCCAUAUCUUGGACAUGAAUGAGCACUACCUGAAUCUCCUAAGAUUCUUAGAAGCAGCAGCCAAGGAUGCCAUUCCAUUUCUUCAAGGAAAACACAUGCCAUUCCCUGAGUAUGCUUGCAUGGAGAAAGAUAGAGAUGAAUUGGAGGAAGGUGCAAGCACUUGCAGAACAAAAAGAAAGCAGAAAUGGGGAGAUGCAGUAUUGAAAUCUCUAAUGGAAGAAAGUAGAUACGAUGACAAGGUCACAGACAUCCUACAAAUGACCUUCGCAGCCUGGGCUAUUUACUUGCAGAGGGCAGUAGAAGCUCACCUGCCAGGUGGAGAAUAUGACCAGGCAGCUGAACAGAUCCGUGAACAGACAAAGGCUGUUCCAAAGCAUAACAAAUUCUCAGAAGCAGUCUUUGGCAUUCUCCACAACCUGACCACCACACGUCCCAAUGCCUCAGUCCUGGCUAACGAGGCAUACAUCGUCUUUUCCCUCAACAGAACAUUAGAUUGGAUAAGUGGAAAAACACAAGAGGAGAGAAAGAAAUUAGUCAGAAGGGCUAGGAAGCUGAGUAAAAGAAUGCAGCAGAGGUUCAAGUUGAGGAAGGAUGUCAUUAAACAAAAAAGAGCAGAAGCCCUAAAUAAGACAAGAGAAUUGAUUGCCAGAAAUAGACAAAGAGAGUUGGAGGAAAAGGAGCGGUUGACAAAUGACAUAGUAUUUUAUGGUCUUUGGCAAACAGAAGAGGAAGUCCACAAAAAUGCGAAGUCGUUCAAACACAAAAAAGAUUGGCAAAAGGCUUUUGCAUCACAGCUGAAAUUUCGGAAGUCGGUUCUGCAGCAGUACCAUGAGGAUAAGACUGUGUUUCAGCUUUCAAAAGGAAAAAAGGACUUCACUUUGGAACAGCUAGUGAUGAAUCUAAUUACAUUAAUAGGGUCCACUUUCUCCACAAGAAGAGAAGCUGAUGUAAUAAGAAAAGGAAGUCCCUUGUUGGUUGGAAAGAAAGUGCUUCAUGCCUUUGAAGAAGAUGGAGAACAAGUGACAUACAGGGGACGAGUAAUAGACACAGUCAAGGGUUUCCCAGAAUGGUACAACAUCAUCUAUGACAAUGAUGAAGUGGUGUACACGUACAAGCUCCAGGAUGACUUUGAGAAAGGGGAUUUGAAACUUGUUGAUGAUCCCGACAUUCACAUCUCGCCAUGUGCUGCUGACUGGACACCAACAGGAAUACUUUGA
Haliotis rubra (blacklip abalone) is the source of this 3129-nucleotide messenger RNA. RefSeq lists its product as uncharacterized. The record is from RefSeq and is a predicted model, not a curated record. Bases 1 to 3129 code for a protein of 1042 amino acids. The transcript is spliced from 4 exons. Gene Ontology annotation, biological process: gamete generation. NCBI's taxonomy places the organism in Eukaryota, Metazoa, Mollusca, Gastropoda, Lepetellida, Haliotidae. Gene Ontology annotation, molecular function: 3'-5'-RNA exonuclease activity.